AUGGAAGGUGUUGCCGCAAAAGCCAGCAACAUCUGGAAGUCAGAGCGUCUCGUCUACAGAGCCGUCGAGCCCAGAGACACGGAAAUACAGGCUUGGAUUCAAGACCACAUGAUCAACGAUCCCGCGAUGCUGUGCCUAUCUACCGACAUUCUCCCAAGGCCCCGAAACUUGGAGCAGAGCAACAAGCUGGUUCUCGACUUAUUAGCCGAGUGUCUCCUCGGCGCGCUCAUUUACCUCCCUUCCGACAGCGCCAACAGCGCCACCACAGCCGUCUUUGCGGGGAAGCCAGCCACUCUUCAGAGCGAGCCGGCAAACGAGUCACCAACACCACAGAGCAAGAACAGCCCGGGCACGCUCAUUGGCUUUCUCUUGCUGCGACCGCCCUCGCCGCUCUCGCCGCAGGCCCGCGCAAGCUCGGUUGGCAUCACGCUCGACGGCGCGUACGUGGACAAGGGCUACGGCAGCGAGGCGCUGCAGUGGCUCGUCGACUGGGGGUUCCGGUACGCCAACCUGCACCGCAUCGGGCUGUCAGUGAACUCGUUCAACGACCGCGCCGUUGCCGUCUACAAGCGACUGGGGUUCGUGGAGGAGGGGCGGGCGAGGGAGGCGGUGUAUUUUGACAGACAGUGGUAUGACAUUGUGCACAUGUCAAUACUGGAGCAAGAGUGGGAGGCGCUGAGGAGCAAACAGACGUCUGGAGUAUGA
Akanthomyces muscarius is the source of this 705-nucleotide messenger RNA. RefSeq lists its product as uncharacterized. The transcript has a single exon. NCBI's taxonomy places the organism in Eukaryota, Fungi, Ascomycota, Sordariomycetes, Hypocreales, Cordycipitaceae. The record is from RefSeq and is a predicted model, not a curated record. Bases 1 to 705 code for a protein of 234 amino acids. Gene Ontology annotation, molecular function: acyltransferase activity, transferring groups other than amino-acyl groups.